Filobasidium floriforme is the source of this 1208-nucleotide messenger RNA. RefSeq lists its product as uncharacterized. The transcript has a single exon. NCBI's taxonomy places the organism in Eukaryota, Fungi, Basidiomycota, Tremellomycetes, Filobasidiales, Filobasidiaceae. Bases 68 to 1162 code for a protein of 364 amino acids. The record is from RefSeq and is a predicted model, not a curated record.
AAGAGACCGUCAUCUCUACGGUCGCGAUCACCUGCGUCAUCAUACCUUCCUUGAACACCUGUCAGCCAUGUCAUCAGCCGUUCCCGUAGACCCGCUAUCUCGAUUCACCUACCAUCGAAACUUGACGACAAACACGCCAGAGUUCACAUUCGCGGUCGAAACCGCUGGCAAUCAAAGGAUCCCUCGAUGCGAUCAGACGACCCUGUUACAACUGCUCGAUCCCAGUAGAGCUCCUUUCCCACUCAAGGAACAGAGCACCGCGUUCUAUACCGCUCAAUGUGCGCACUAUGGGCUGCCAGAGAGAAAGACCAAGGAACCGGCCAAGAAGACGUUGAUGGCAGCGUUUGAUCAGCAAAAGGGGACGCUGCGAGUACCAGCCCAUAUCCUGGCUAGGGAGAAACAGGCAAAGAAGCAGUUUGAAGCCGCUGCCAAACAGAUUGAGGCUGAAGCGAAAAAGGCAGACGCCGCAGCAAAGAAGGCGGAGGAGGAGAAGAGAAAGAGGAUGGAAAAGUUUGAAGAGAUCGCCAAGGUCAGACAGAGGGCGUUGGCGGAUCUGGCAAAGGUGGAUGCUUUUGAGAAGAAGUUAUUGGGCGGGUCAGCCGGAUCAUCGAAGCCCAAGGCGGCGGGAGCCAGUGCUGCUGCAGCUAUGGCAAAAAAGAAGACGCCUGCGAAGCAGGCUGCUACGGCCCCGGCUUCGACUUCAGCAGCAGCGAAAAAGACUACAAACAAGACGACAACGGCAGGAGCAGCGCCUACGACCAAGAAGUCUGCCACCACCAAGACCACAGCCUCGGCUGUCAGGACCGAACCUGACAACUCGCAUCUACCCUUCCUGUCCGACCGCCAACCUCGAUCUUACGGCCAAGCGGCAUCGUCCUCAUCGGCGUCAUUUGGAGUCCAGGCGGCCCAUAAAUCUGGCUCCUCCGUUACCGGUAGGCGGACCAAGCAGGCUGUCAAACGGAGCGAACCAGCCUCUGUUCCGUCUUCUCGGGUCAAAGCGGAGCCGGUCGUCAAGGCCGAAGUGUACGAGACCAAACCUACACUCGCACCCCAAGUCCAGCAGGAAUAUAAUUUCCAUUACGAGUACGAUAAGUACGACGGGCUCGACGACGCAGAUGAUGACUUUCAUUAUUGGAAUAACUAUGAUGUUAAGCCAUAUUAGACAAGACGAAGGUCUUUGUGCAGUGAGUCGAUUUGGAAACACAAGU